CAAACGCAGAGGGCUGAUAUGUACAGCGGCUAUCAUUGAUUUUGAACCCAGCCUCUAGGAACACGUCCCGUCUCCACGCCUGGUGACUGCUGGAAGGAUGAAUUAUAUCCUGGCCGCCACCCAUACUAUUAAGUUUGAACUUAUCCAUCAGUUCCUCCUCGACUAGAAGCCCCAACUUUUUCUCUCGCAAUACCCUUCACCUUUGCAUCUAUUACAGAAUGGAUAUUCGCCUGCUUCUUUGUCCAGAACCUUCUCAAGAGCCAAGUCAGCAUGGCAUACUAGACCCGGAAAAGUCCCCUCCAGUGGCAGGGAUAGGAGAGGAGCAAUCACGAGCGCCGCUAGAAGAGAGCAACCUUCUUUCACCAAGUGAUGGGAAUCAAGACGUUAACAGGGGGAACACAGAGUGUCUCGCCAAAUGUCCUACAGCUCAACAAGCAAGAAUUGCACCCGGUUCUUUAAAGCAUCUCAACUCAGCGAUUCCGCUGUUACCUACCCUUACCGCUGAUCAGUCAUCGACCGCUUCCAUAUUUUGCACCUAUUGCGUUGAAUCUGGCAAGCAUCCUGGGAACGCGACGUUUGCGAUGAAACAUGACUGGUUGCGACAUGUCCACAACUUCCACUUCGACAAGUCACUUGGAAGGCGCUGUGCAUACUGUUCUCAACUCUUCGGUUUCAUGUCUAAUAGAAACACCGACGCAGUGCGCGUGCACUUCCGACAAGAACAUCAGAAUAAAGUUCCUCUACUAGUGGACGAUCAUCAGCCCUGCCUCUAUGCUUGUGGAUUUAAGGACUGUUACGUGCUUUGCAGGACGAAUAAGGAGUAUUAUACGCAUGUCUGCGGUCAUAUGCAGAGAGGGGAGACUGGGUGGAGUUUUGACAGCACUAUUCGAGCUCUGCUUAGGCACCCGCAGCUUUUCGACUAUUGGCAGGCCGCCUGUGCUAUUCUGGGUCCUCAGUGCGGCAUUACCUCUGACAAGUUGCAAUGGGACUACAGCCACAAGACGGAGCGGAUGAGACGCCAGCUACAAUACUUUGAUUUCAGCAACCAGUUUGGUGAUUUCCUUCAGGAACUUUUCUUAGCUGGAAUUCCGCAUGAUUCAUGUGCAUGUUCUGACCGCGGGAAUUCGAAACGGGCACGACCCGCUAACUCCGCCACGACAUCCUCCGGACCAGAAGGCCAGUCGUAGAGGUAGGAAGAGUUGAAUUGCCAAUGCUAGAGGAGCUGCCGAGGGGAGCGAACAGCUGGGGG
Westerdykella ornata is the source of this 1249-nucleotide messenger RNA. RefSeq lists its product as uncharacterized. The transcript has 3 exons. The coding region runs from base 219 to 1187 and encodes 322 amino acids. NCBI's taxonomy places the organism in Eukaryota, Fungi, Ascomycota, Dothideomycetes, Pleosporales, Sporormiaceae. The record is from RefSeq and is a predicted model, not a curated record.